AUGUUUUUAGAUAAAUUAAUUAAGUUAUUAAUAUUAAAUCAAGUAAUCUGUAGUGGUUUUUAUUAUACGAGACAUAAUAAUUCUUACAACUAUCCUUCUGGAACAACUUUCUAUAGAAAAAAUACCGUAAUGAAUAACCCUAAUAAAGAUAACAGUAAAAGAUUUUAUAUGGCAAAAGGUGAAUUAGAUACUGCCACAACUAGUGAUAAUAGUCCUGUAGUUGUUCCUAUGGAGAACAUUUUUAGAAAUUUACGGGCUUUUGCUAAACCUAAAAAAGGUGAACUUAAUGAUAAUGAACUUAUAGAAUAUAUUAAAUCAAUUGGAGGAGAUUAUGGUUCUUUUAAUCAAAAAUUAGAUUUUGCUAAAAAAUUUGCUCUUGCAGGUGACCUUCAUCCUGCUAUAAGCCAAGUAAUUCUAUAUUAUACUAAAAUAGAUAAGAAUGGUAAAAAUGAUGAAUUAAAAACACUUGCAGAUCAUUUAAAAAUGGUUAAUUCAUCUGCUCAUACAAUUGUUGAUAAAAAAUCUUCAACACAAGAAAAAGCUGAUAAAAUGGAUUUAUUAUUUGCUAAUUUAACAAAUGCUCUUACCAACUAUAUGAAAUAUAAAGAAAAAUAUAAUGAACUUGAAGGUGUUAAUUAA
This is a messenger RNA of Hepatospora eriocheir, 639 nucleotides long. The record is from the annotation of a GenBank genome assembly. NCBI's taxonomy places the organism in Eukaryota, Fungi, Microsporidia, Hepatosporidae.